Molecule: messenger RNA, 2237 nt
Organism: Brassica oleracea var. oleracea
Lineage: Eukaryota; Viridiplantae; Streptophyta; Magnoliopsida; Brassicales; Brassicaceae
Exons: 4
Coding region: 247-2103 (618 amino acids)
Source: RefSeq, a predicted model, not a curated record
GUUUGGACCGACGACAAAUCUAUAGCGUGAAGCCCACGAGGUCGCGUUUUGCGGGUCCCUUCUCUCCUUCCUCGCACCAAUCACCGACCUUCGUAUCGUCUCCUGCCUCCAAAACCCAGAACCUCCCUCCACGAAACGGCGACUUAGUGUACCCUAACACCGACUCAAAAUCGAUGACACAAUGCUCCCGUGUCUGAAAACCAUACCGAACAACAAACUUUCUUCUCGAGAAGCUCCUCUCUCGCCAUGACCCUCUUCUCUAGAUUCUUGCUCACUAAAGUGGUUACCAGAUACACACAAUGUCUCUACUCUAACCAGAAACGUGGAACAUCUCUCAAGGUUUCUCUUGUUUUGCCUCAGUUCAGAAAUUUUAGUAAUGGGCAUCGUCAGAAUCAUUCAUUGGCCCUUCUCCCUUACGCUAAAGGAAGGUCUUUAGGUAGUCGUCUUCUCAAACGAAGCUAUGUAGUAGUUAAGCAACAUGCUCAAGUGUCUUUGAAAUGGCUUCUUCAUAGAUACUCUACCCACCAAUGGAACUUCCCUAGGAUAAGCCUGGUUGCUCAAGCGUUCUGUUUGUCUGUAGCCCGUUCGAACUUGUUAUUACCUGGUGUCUUUGCUCUUACUUAUAGGAAAGUGGCAUGGGCGCAAAGGCCGGCUCCGAGUCCGGUUAGAGUACGGUCUCCUCAGCAGUUUUCUCUUUAUACGAGUGCGGUUCACAUCCCUGUGGUUAUCUCUACUUUGUUUAUCUCUGCGAUUAAAAGUGUGGUUCUGCUCGGGAGAGCUCUCUAUUUAGCAGUUUUGCUUUCUCCUAAUCUUGUAAUGGCGCUGUUGGAGUUUUCAUGCGGGCCUCGGUUUAGAAAGCUACGGCAUGAGGUCCUCCAUCGAACUCUGGAGAAAGCUGGUCCUGCGUUUAUCAAGUUUGGACAAUGGAUCGCCACAAGACCUGAUCUGUUCUCCAAGGACUUGUGCUUACAGCUUUCAAAGCUUCACAGUAAUGCCCCUGAGCACAGCUUCGAGUUCACCAAAAGAACAAUCGAAAAUGCGUUUGGUCGUAAGCUCUCUGACAUAUUCGAGGAGUUUGACGAGGCGCCAGUCGCCUCUGGGAGCAUAGCUCAAGUCCAUAGAGCCACUCUGAAGUUUCAGUAUCCAGGACAUAAGGUUAAGUCCUCUGAAGUUGCUGUUAAAGUUAGGCAUCCUUGCGUUGAAGAAACAAUGACGAGAGACUUUGUGAUAAUUAAAAUGGCGGCAAAGUUAACUACUUUCGUCCCGGGUUUGAACUGGCUUAGGUUGGACGAGUGUGUGCAACAGUUUAGCCUCUACAUGUUGUCUCAAGUUGAUCUCUCAAGGGAAGCUUCUCAUUUGAGUCGGUUUAUAUACAACUUCCGUGGGUGGAAAGAUGUCUCUUUCCCUAAGCCUGUCUUUCCACUUGUGCAUCCCUCCGUUUUGGUUGAGUCUUUCGAGCAUGGAGAGAGCGUGGCUCGUUAUGUGGAUGGCUCAGAAGGACAUGAAUGGCUCAAGUCUAAAGUAGCUCAUAUCGGAACUAAUGCUCUCUUGAAGAUGCUCCUGGUGGACAACUUCGUUCACGCAGAUAUGCAUCCCGGGAACAUUCUUGUCAGGAAGAACGGUGCUCGAAGAGGUCUGUUCAGAUCGAAGAAGCCGCACAUUAUUUUCCUUGACGUUGGCAUGACUGCAGAACUCUCGAAAACCGACAGAGACAACCUACUUGGUUUUUUCAAGGCGGUUGCACGUAGAGAUGGUCGGACUGCUGCAGAAAGAACACUUAACUUAUCUAGACAACAGAAUUGUCCUAACCCACAGGCCUUUGUGGAGGAAGUAGAAGAAGCGUUUAGAUUCUGGGGAACAGCACAAGGAAAAUCAGUUCACCCAGCAGACUGUAUGCACGAGUUGUUCGAGAAAAUGAGAAAUCAUAGAGUUAAUAUCGACGGCAAUGUCUCCACCGUUAUGUUUACAACAUUAGUUCUCGAGGGUUGGCAACGGAAACUGGAUCCAGGAUAUGAUAUAAUGAGGACGUUACAGAAAAUGCUGCUGAAAACGGAUUGGAUGAAAUCACUUUCUUACACGGUCGAUGGACUGAUGGCUCCUUAGAUUUGAAAAGGUUUAAUCUUUUAUUGUUUUUUGUACACAUUUGAAUCUUAUUGAGAGCCUAGCUUUUCUUUUGACUUAGGAGUUGAAGAAACACAUCUUCUACAGAAAAUUUUAACAAAAGAAAAAGUUCAUUU